This is a messenger RNA of Vitrella brassicaformis, 1398 nucleotides long. NCBI's taxonomy places the organism in Eukaryota, Vitrellaceae. The record is from the annotation of a GenBank genome assembly.
UGACAACGAUGCGCUUAUUGCACGUUAUCGUCGCCAUUGGGUUCCUCGUUCUGGGAGCUGCCGACGCCUCGUUCAUCCCGCGUCAUCUUGCCAUCGAGUUUCUAGUCAGACGCUCGCCCAGACACGUCACUGCACGGCGGACGUGGCACGUAAGAGCAACCAGACAGAACAGAAACGUGGCACGUAACGUGGCGGCAGCUGCCUGACUGUCCUGUGGUAUCGUUACUUGCGGCAGGAUGACCAAGAGCCACCGUGGUAUUUGGUGGAUUCGGAGGCGCGGUAUUUCCUCGCUGCGCUGGAGAUGGCGGGCUUUACGACUGAAGCCGUGGCUGAUGCACACCCGCCGAUGAUUGUCUACUCGGGUGGCGCAUCCUUCAGCUGGUCUCGGCUGAAGGAAAGGCACCCGGGCCACCUGAUCCGGACAAGCCCCGGUGACGAGGACGAGAUGACGAGUCUUGUGGCACACAAAGGCUUCGAUAUGAGGCACAUCAGCUGGGAUUGGUACACUGGCCGGCUGCAGAAGGAGAUUGAGGAGAUGAUGCUGAUCAAGAACAGGAUGAGGGGAUGGACGUACAAUGCGGAGAGGGAGGGAGGGCAGUGGGAAUACGGGACUAUGGACAUCCACGCGGCGUGUUUUAUCACUGGAGGACCGGAGGCCUUCAAGAUGUGGAUCGGCAACAAGACUGAGGACGAGGCAAUGAACGAGGCGCUCCAGUACCUCAGCGACAUGGACGUCAGCGUUUUCUACUACAGCAGCCCGUUGUCGCCGCCCAAUCCAAGGAUGAACCUGGCAGAGGCUGUGGGAGAUGUCGAGAAAGAGGUGGACGAGUACAAGCGGGAGAGAAGAGAGUUUGAGCAGUGGGUUGCUGAAAAAGGGAAAGAGGCGCAGUCAGUGUGAUUGGCGAGAGGGAUGGAGAAUGAGAUGGCCCUUUUAGAUACAACACCCACAAACGCACAACACAGACACUCACACUCACACGGACAGAGAGAGAGAUUCCUGUGGAACGAGCGUAUGUCUGUGUGGAUGCGGUGUGCUUGCGGACGGGAUGUGAGACUGAGUGUGUGGGUUGGUGAUUUUUUCGUGAGGAAACAGCGGCCCUUUAUGAAUGGAUAUGCGUCUGUUGGCUCUCAGAGCGACCUGUCUGCCUUCUUGCAUGAUCUGGACACACGUUGACGUCUGGACGUGUCACAAUGACAUAUUGGGUGGAGGCGAAAACGGGCGCUAAUUCUUGGCCUCCCCUGCAGUGUGUGUCCGCCCGGCGGUGUCUGUCUGAUCAUGUGACUCCAAGCGCACAGACACGCACAUGCACACACAUGCACACAUAACCUGUCAGUUUCGGAUACGUGGGAUAAGUGGGCUUUGCACGUGACAUUAUUGAUUAUGAGGCUCCGAUGACA